Pogonomyrmex barbatus (red harvester ant) is the source of this 2103-nucleotide messenger RNA. It is a transcript of the gene Rnmt, whose product is annotated as RNA guanine-7 methyltransferase. Gene Ontology annotation, cellular component: nucleus. Gene Ontology annotation, biological process: 7-methylguanosine mRNA capping. Gene Ontology annotation, molecular function: mRNA 5'-cap (guanine-N7-)-methyltransferase activity. Lineage: Eukaryota; Metazoa; Arthropoda; Insecta; Hymenoptera; Formicidae. The record is from RefSeq and is a predicted model, not a curated record.
AUCACUGGCCAUUAGCAACGCUCUUCGUGGCGUAUGUUCGAGCGCGUCGCCGUCGGUAUGAGAUUGGCUUGCGUUCCCAAGUGUGCUGUGCACAGUGAUGCGUUAGAAGCGGUACUCGUGUUUUCGAUAAUUUGAGUAAUUUCUCGCUCUGUGAUCCGUGUUCCUUCAUUCGAAAGUAAUUCAGAAUUCGUAUCGCUGUGCCGUCAACAUGUCGGCACUUCACGUGGAAAAUAAAACGGAGACUGAGGAAAAGAAACAGAGUGCAAGCGAAAUAGCAAAGACAGAGAUAAGUAAAUGUACAAAUGUGGAAAGUUCUCGAAAAAGGAAGCAUGAUGCUGAAGAAGAUGUCACAGUUGCUAGCACAAGUGUUCCCUCAGACCUGACGAUGUCCGGAAGUACUAAAAAAUAUAAGGAUGCGACUGAUAUAAACAGAGUCAUUGAUAACACAACUUUGGUAGCAGACCAUUAUAAUUCUCUUGAAGAAAAGGACCUCUCGCAAAGAAAUCAGAGUCGCAUCGUAUAUAUGAGAAAUUUCAACAACUGGAUUAAGAGCAUGCUUAUAAACGAAUACAUAGGCAAAAUAAGGCAAGGUAAGAGUUUUGGCGCUUCGCUUAGAGUACUGGACAUGUGUUGUGGUAAGGGCGGCGAUCUUCUCAAAUGGAAGAAAGCUAAUAUUUCACACUUGAUUUGCGCGGAUAUAGCGCAAGUUUCAUUGGAACAGUGUCAGCAACGAUACAAUGAUAUAUUGAAUAAAAACAAGGAUAGAGGUUCCAAGGACAGAGGUUUCGCUCCGAUUUUUACCGCGGAGUUCAUAACAGCCGAUUGUACGAAGGUUCGUUUGAGGGAGAAGUUUGCAGAUCCCAGCAUGCAAUUGGACUUUGUUAGUUGCCAGUUCGCGUUUCAUUAUAGCUUUGAGUCUCUAUCGCAAGCCGAAUGCAUGCUUCAGAAUGCCAGCGAAAGUCUCAAACCGGGUGGAUAUUUUGUCGGAACCAUUCCAGAUGCAUAUGAUUUAGUUUCUAGAUGGCAGAAAUGUGAUGGUAAUAAAUUCGGCAAUGAUGUGUACAGCGUUGAAUUUAUAAGUGAGGACAAAACAAAGCCUGCGCUUUUCGGCGAAAAAUACAAUUUUCAUCUGGAUGGUGUGGUCGAUUGCCCGGAAUUUUUGGUGUAUCUGCCCACUUUGUGCAAAUUGGCUUUAAAGCACGGCCUCGAGUUAGUGGCGUUUGAAAGAUUCGAAGAGUUCUACAAGCGUUUCAAAGACGAAGGUAGAUCUCUUUUGGGAAAUAUGCAGGCCUUGGAAACUUAUCCACCAUAUCAUGAAUCACCUCUGCUCGGCGAUUCUGAGCGAGACUAUCAUCACGCUAUCGAAUAUAUGCAGAAUCUACCUGCGAAUCAUCGCAAAAUCGGCACCCUUUCGCAAUCAGAGUGGGAAGUUACUUCUUUGUACGCGGUAUUUUCGUUUCGAAAAAUGAAGACGAUUUGGAAUAGCGAAGGAAAACCAGAAUAUGUUAAGUUCUAAGAUAUUUCUUAAAAUACAGAAAAAGUUAGGAAAAUUAUAGGAAGAGGGAGAGGGAGAAGGAAUGAUUUUUAUUAAUAUUAUUGAUUUUAUAUUGUACAAACGAUCUUAUUUGCUACUAUAAAUGUAACUAGCUUAUGAUUAUCCGUGUGAUACUUGUAGAGCCAUAGCUAUGUUUUAUAGAGACUGACAAUCAUGUAAAAAUAUAUCAUUGAAAGCACUUAAAGGCUUAAUUAUUAGAGUACAGAAUAAUUGUUUUCUAAUAAUUAUGUCUUUAUUAAAAUUUAAUUGUUUCGAAUCGCAAAAAAUUUUGUAGUAGUGUACGAAUUUAGAUCUCAGGAAGUAUGAUUCUGGAUAUUAUAAUAUUAAUUUCCUAAGCGAGUACGUUUUUUAAGUAAUUCGGAGACCCGUUAUGGAAUUAUUUAAGAUAGAUUCCAAUCGAAAUUAUAUAUAUCCGUUUUUCCUUAAAAAAUAAUACAAAUUUAAGAGAUGACUGAAUAAUUUCGAUCGGAAUCCAUCUCGAACAGAUCUGUAAUAAAUCCUCUUCUCGCAUAUCAGGGAAAAUGUAAUAUAUAUCUAAUCUAACUAAU